AUGGGUUGCUUCUUUCUUUGUUUCAAGGGCUCUAAUGGCCGUAGAAGGUGCAGGAAGCACAAGAAAUCAUCACCUGUAAAGUAUGGUGGUUUUGUUUUUUUACUCCCUCGGGCGAUUACACAGGAGAAGGAGAGCUGCGCCUAUUUCCGCUCGAUCUCUUCCGGCAUUGAAAUCAUCGCUGAAACAGCAGCUGCUGCGGUUAACCCUUUUCCAAAGCUAAGCGAAAACGAGGAGCAAGGAACAGUUUCUAAUAUCAGGAAGAAAGUGACUUUUGAUCUGCAUGUUACCACGUUUGAGAUUGUGCCUUUUCAUGAAGACUCGAAAGACUUUACUGAAGAUGGUGAGAUUGUGAGGGAAGCGAAGGAGGGGAAGAAGGAUAAGGAAGAGGAAGAGUGCAAUCAUGAAUCGAAGAUUGCAGCAGCUUGUCCUCCAAAUCAUAGGUAUCAGAACUGUGACAGCAGCGAUGAUGAGGGCUUGGAUGAAGAGGAUGAAGCUUCAGAUGAUGAUGAAGAAAAUGAAUUUGAUGAAGGUGAUGACAUCAGCAUCAAUGGGGAUGAAGAGGAGUCUUAUGAUUCUUACUUUUCUCUUCAUAUGGAGGGCGAAAGUAAACACUUUCACGAUGUUACCAAACCCAAUCAUACUACUACUGAAUCUAAUACAGACGUGGAGCUGCCCUUUUCCUCCAAAGCAAGUGUUAGAGACCGGAGCAGGUAUAUCAACUCUGUUUUGAACCCAGUAGAAAAUAUUUCACAUUGGAAAGAACUUAAGGUUCGGCCUACUUCAAAGAAUCCGAGCAACAAGAAAUUUGAACCCAAUACUAGAUCAUUCAUUAGUCCAGAACCCACUUUUUCAGAGGCUGAAAGACCCCACAAGUCAUUCUCUUCAAACCCAAAUCCUGAUGAUUUUGGCAAGCAAGAGAUCGCCUUGGAUGCAAGCCUUUCAAACUGGUUGGUUUCUCCAAAUAAUUCGAAACCUGAACCGCAAAGGAGCAAUUCAAUGCUUUCAAAUUCUUCAAUAAGCCAGGAGGAGCGCCCGAUUUUAGGAGCUCUAACCAUUGAAGACAUAAAGCACUCAUCCAGAACUUCAUCACCGAGGAAGUCCCCGAGCUGGAGUGCUGAAGAAGUUCCUAUUGUGGGAACAGUGGGUGGAUACUGGAGUUCUAAAUCUGGGGAGGAGUCGUCUUCUUCAUGGAGCUCUAUAUCUGAGGAAAGAGGGAUUCCAAACACAACUGGCAAAUACAGAGAGGAUAAACGGGUGAAUUUAUACUUCACUCCGUUCGAAACAAGAUUGGAAAGAGCCCUCAACUCUGAAACACGCAGUAAUGUGGAAUACACUGCUUGAUUUAAUCGCAUAGAUACCCGAAAGGCCUGCUGGGUUACCUCCAGAUCUUUUCUGUCCAUUGAAAGGAUGCAAAACGUUGCCGUUCACAUUCUACAAAUAAGCUUCCUUUUUUGCUGGAAUAAAGAUGACUGCUUCAAUCUGUGUAUGUAGCCGUUGCUUUUCUAAUAUUUAAAAAACUGGUGGAGUCUUUCAUUGCU
Phalaenopsis equestris is the source of this 1538-nucleotide messenger RNA. RefSeq lists its product as uncharacterized. Lineage: Eukaryota; Viridiplantae; Streptophyta; Magnoliopsida; Asparagales; Orchidaceae. Gene Ontology annotation, biological process: male meiosis II. Bases 1 to 1341 code for a protein of 446 amino acids. The record is from RefSeq and is a predicted model, not a curated record. The transcript has 5 exons.